GUAGAGAUUUAUCUUUUAUGGAGCUAAAGUAUCUUAGAAAGCACAGCCUCUAAGCAAAGGAAGAAGAGAAAGAUUUGCCGUCAACAUUUUUAAGAUUUUCUAAUAAACUCUCAAGGAAAUAGCAAUGUCACAGGAUUUUAAAUACUUAAACAUAGUGUUUAUAAUCAGUGGUGGUGUGUUAACAUGUUUAAUUUUGUUCAUUUUCGCUAAAAGGCAAAUUACAAGGUUUGCCCUUCGAUCCCGCAGAGGCCCUCACAUUCCAAUUGGUACUGAUGCUAAGAAAAGGCUGAAAAGGGAAAUAGAGCGGCGCAUAGAAGCAAUUCCGCGUAUAUGUUACGAACCACGGUUGCUGAGUGUAGAGCCGUCGCAUUACAUACUCGAGCCACAGCAGCCAUAUCAUUAUCGAUUUCGAGCUGUGGAUGAUGUAAAGACGCUUGAAGAAGAAAUAGCACGCCAAGAUCCCGGUCUUCGUCGACAUCCUCGAGAGUCACUGCGUGCCUUCCUGCUUUCCUCUUUAGCCGCACCAUUAGACGGCAAGGGUCAGAAGUUAGUCCAUCAGUUCUGCGAUACAUACGAGUUUGCUCGUCAUCACCCGGGCGAUUUUGGAGAAGACGAAUACCAGACUUACAGUCGACUAUUGUUAAAACUGCUUGACGCGUGA
Messenger RNA from Hyposmocoma kahamanoa, 661 nucleotides. RefSeq lists its product as uncharacterized. Lineage: Eukaryota; Metazoa; Arthropoda; Insecta; Lepidoptera; Cosmopterigidae. The record is from RefSeq and is a predicted model, not a curated record. Bases 125 to 661 code for a protein of 178 amino acids. The transcript has 3 exons.